Effrenium voratum is the source of this 1125-nucleotide messenger RNA. The record is from the annotation of a GenBank genome assembly. NCBI's taxonomy places the organism in Eukaryota, Dinophyceae, Suessiales, Symbiodiniaceae.
GUCCGGGUCACGCCCUUACAUUGGUUCGGUGACUGGCGCCGCUUCCCCAUGGCGCGGCGGUGGCUUAUACGCAGCGCCGCCUUGGCCUUUCUGCUUCGCUGGGCACCAGGUGUGCUUUUUGCGGUCCAAGCGCCCUCCGGACGCUUGCUACCAAAGAAGCCCAAGAACCUGGACAAGAAGCAGGAAUACGAUGUGCCUGGCACGCUGUACCAAGGGGGCCGGCGCGGUAUCCAGUUCUUCCUGGGAGACUUAGUGGAGGUGCAGCGCGACAGCGAGUGGGUCUCGGCGCGGGUCUCUCGCGCUCCCACGGACGAGCGGCCCAAUGACGGAUCCUUUCGCGUAAAGUUUGACACGGACGCCUAUGAGAUGAAGUGCUGGUACAGAGACCUCAGGAAGCCGAAGAAUCCUGAGAAGAUCCCAAUGCCCGAGUGGGUGGAGGACUGGUGGCCUGAGGAGCCAGCCCCAGAGCCGGACUACGUAGGGAACGAGUCUGACCCGGAGCUGAACUUUGUCAUCAAGGGUCCCUUCCCCAAGGAGUACACGGAGGAGGAGAUGUUCUGGAGACAGGGGCCCCCAGAGAACGCCUACGAGAUCACGGCGGAGGAGCGGCAGCAAGACGCCGAGAGAUGGGCCGACUUCAAUGAGAAGGAGGCGGAGCGGAAGCGUUUAGAGGAGGAGAGGAGAAAAGCUUUUGAAGAGAGCGAGCGGAAGUGGGCAGAGGAAGAGGCCAAGAAGAAGAAGGCUGAGAAGAAGGUCAAGAAGGUGAAGGUCAAAGAUCCUGAGGAGGAGGAAGAGGAGGAUGACGAGGAGGAAGAAGAUGAAGAAGAGGAGGAAGAAGAUGAAGAAGAGGAGGAAGAUGAAGAGGAGGAAGAGAGCGCUGAGGCCGAGGUUGACAACCUGGAGUCGCUUACCGUGAUCGAGCUGAAGGAAGAGUUGCGGAAGAUGGACCUCCCUCUUUCCGGCCGGAAGGCUGAACUCAUUAAGCGCAUACGCGAUGCAAAGUGAGCUGCUGGGCCCAAGGCUGUGUAGCCUAAGUCUUAGAUGCAGCAAAGUCCAGAUGUGCUUAAGCUUCUCAUGCCACAGUAGACUUACUGGUUGGAUAGGCCGGGCCGAGGGAAUGACCCC